This is a messenger RNA of Olea europaea var. sylvestris, 2883 nucleotides long. Its product is annotated as protein gar2-like. Gene Ontology annotation, cellular component: cytoplasm; nucleus. The record is from RefSeq and is a predicted model, not a curated record. Lineage: Eukaryota; Viridiplantae; Streptophyta; Magnoliopsida; Lamiales; Oleaceae. Gene Ontology annotation, molecular function: poly(A) binding. The coding region runs from base 415 to 2490 and encodes 691 amino acids. The transcript has 9 exons. Gene Ontology annotation, biological process: mRNA processing; regulation of mRNA stability.
UUCGAAAUGGCAUUUCGUAAUCGCUCAAACCCGCUGCCUUUCUCCCCCUGAGAGAGAAGUUUCUCUGGCCCCUCUCUCUGUCUUUCUGGAUGAAGUUCACCAACAAAACAAAUCCCAAUUGCUUUUCUUUCAAUUUAUCAUCUAUCUGGCAACUUUUUGAUUUUCUUUUUAAUAGAGGGUUGGUUUUAAGCGCUGAAUUAUUAAUUUUUUCAAGUUUUAAUUAGGGUUUCGGGACAAAAUUUCUUCUGGAUACCAUGUACAAAUUAAGGGAGAUGAUCGGACAUUUAAGCGCUAAAUCAUAAAAUUUAGAAUUUUAGUUAGGUCUUCUUCUUCUUCUUCUUCUUCUGGGUAUUGUUGAGUUAUAAUAGGUGAAAUUUUAGCGAGGGUUUUGGAAACAUUUUCUUGCGUUUAGGAAUGGAGGGGCAUGAUCGGACAUUUAGGCUUAAUUUUACGAGCGAAGGAGUGGUGAAGCUUCGUGAGCAAGUCACCCAGAAACUCAAGGAGUUCAUGGGCGACUACACCGAUGACACUCUUGUGGAGUAUGUUAUAGUCUUGCUAAAAAAUGGAAGGCGUAAGGAUGAAGCAAAAAAUGAGUUGAAUGUCUUUUUGGGAGACGACAGCGACUCUUUUGUAUCAUGGCUGUGGGAUCAUUUGGGAUCAAAUCUUGAUUUAUAUGUGCAUCCGCUGGAACCUCAUCCAAAUAUAGUCCCCAAAAUAAAAUCCACAAUUGGGGAGCAGGUUGGGAGAAAUGAAUUGCAUCAGAUCAAGACUGCAGGCGAGAAUGAAAAUGAUAGUAAGACACCUAGAAAUCGUCACAAUCGGGAGGGGAAAAGGUCGAGGAAUGAAGAUCAAGUCCCCGCUCUUAGAAGCUCUGUGGUAACCAGCAUUAAUACUGAUGAUGAACGUCAACAGGAACGUCAUCAGACAAAACAAUCACUUUCUCCACGGCCCAAAAUUCAGAAAAAAAGAAGAUUACCUGAGGAGAGACAACUGAAAAAGGACGAUGUUUCUCAGGCAUCCAGUGAUGCACCACGGAGGCUACUGCAAUUUGCAGUAAGAGAUGCUGUUGCUACUUCUAGGCCUUCCAAUUCAACUUCUGAGCCAUCCCUUAAACGUCUCCGAUCAGUGGUUUCUACAUCGACAGGGGAAUCAUCCCUUGAAGCAGGUCCUCAGAGAAUUCAAUCUGUAACAGGUGUGCGCACUGCCAUGUCCACUGCUAUUAAAGCUGUCGCUGAUGCUGCGAAAGAUGUGAGCAAAGUUAGAUCCUCGGGCAAUGUGUUCGAUAGGCUUGGUCGUGCUACUGAUGUUUUGGAUGCCUCAGACCAUGUAAAAGAGUAUGCGGAAGGCGCUACUGAAAAUGGAGAAGGUGGAGCUUUUAUGGAGGACAUUCAUUCAGCUUAUCUUCAUAGAAAUGACUUUUCUAGACCGUAUGAAGGAAAUGUGUCGUCCUUCCAAAGGGAGAGAGUUAUCACUUCUGAUUCAGCAUAUAGUUGUAAAGGUUAUAAUAAUGAGAAAAUGAUGGAUAUAUCUCGGCCAGGCUAUUCUCGUGGAAAUAGGGGUGAUCAUUCUUUAAUUGGUCAUUGUGGUGAUAGUAAUGAUGCUGAUGAAAUAGUGGGUAGACCAUGUAAAGAUCAGGUUGAACCUGAAACCAUGCCCAAUACGGCUCAUAAAAUUGUUACUUCAUCUGUACAAACAAAUCUCUGGAAACCUCCUAACUAUCAGGAGGUAAGGGAGGUAGCAGAAAUUGAUAGUCGGAAAGGAAAAAGAGAGAGUAAUACUGUGGCCACUAAUUCUGGCGUGCAGAUGCAGUUGAAGGAGAACAACAAUCUGACAGUUUCUGUUACUGGAAAUGUGAAAGUCAAUACAGAUCUGCAAAAGGAAUCACUAAAUAAUCAGACUGCAGCACCUGGUUUAAAUUCUAGUGGCGCACCCCGGGAAGAUGCUGAUUCUCGAACCAUAUUUGUUAGCAAUGUACUUGCUCAUGUACAUUUUGCUGCCACUAAGGAUAGCCUUUUGCGGCACUUUAACAAGUUUGGAGAAGUCCUAAAGGCGGUUAUUUUGACUGAUCCAGCUACAGGGCAACCAAAAGGGUCAGCUUAUAUUGAGUUCAUGAAGAAAGAAUCAGCUGAGCUUGCUCUAUCUUUGGAUGGCACCUCCUUUAUGUCACGGAUUGUGAAGAUUGUAAUGAAAAGCUCUGCCCAACCUGAAACUGCAUCAGUCCCGACAUGGCCUCGUAUUAGUCGAGCAUCCCCAUUUCCAAUUUCUAGAUUUAGCAGAGUUCCUUUUGCAAGAGGCAUUCCCAAUGUAUACAGGGCUCGUGUACCAAUCAAGCCAGGUGCAAGGAGUUUUCAGUGGAAGCGAGAUGCUCCGUCUACUGCAACUGAGAUGUUGGGUCAAAAUGCGAAUAGUGCUAUUCCAUCACCCACUACUCGAAGCCUAACGUAUGUUCGAACUGAACCUAAAACAAACGGAGCUUCUGGCAUUGCUUAGUUUGGCGAAUUAUAUUUUGGAAUGUGAAUUCGGGAAAUAUUGAAUUUCGUUAAGAGGGUUCAAAUCCUAUAAUCAACUUUAUCAGUGACAGAAUUGGCUAUUUUGGUUGGUCAGAGACAUCAGCCAUGUCUGGAGAUAUGGGUAAGUGGAUUAAAGUUGAAAGAUAAUCCCCUUUCUUCCGGCUUUUAUCUUCAGUAAGAGUUUAUAUUGGAGUGGUCUUAUUUAGUUUUUGGAUGUUGCUAAAGCUUAAAAAGCAAUCAUUGCUAGAUACAUUUUGUAAAUUUGAAACAGAUGUUUAUAUUUCUGUAUUGUUUUUGUGUUCCAUAAAAUUUAAAAACUAAACAAGGGGAAAGAACAGAGCAGCGUUGAACUGCAUUAUUGUUUUGCCUAUUA